Molecule: messenger RNA, 1305 nt
Organism: Wasmannia auropunctata (little fire ant)
Lineage: Eukaryota; Metazoa; Arthropoda; Insecta; Hymenoptera; Formicidae
Product: putative ATP-dependent RNA helicase TDRD9
Exons: 3
Coding region: 614-1003 (129 amino acids)
Cellular component (GO): intracellular anatomical structure
Molecular function (GO): RNA binding; ATP binding
Source: RefSeq, a predicted model, not a curated record
UCAUCGUGCAGAUAGUUCAGUAAUUUUCAGGAUAGUAUGAUUUCCUAGAUUUUUUUGCGACAUAUUAAGAUCGAGUAGUUUCGAUGUAAAACACCACACUCACCUCGUAAAAUGCUCUUGGCACUAUUCUGUACACCCUGCCGUCCAUCAUGCAGCCUGUACGUUGUUGACAAUUUGAUUUACUUGCCCAGCACAAUUGCAGACAUUGAUAAUUGGUUGAAGUCUCCGUAACAAGAAGUUUUGUCAUGCAAAAAUCAAUCACUGAACAGAAAAAGAAGUGAGAAUUAUAGAGAGUUGAGAAGUAAGAUGGUCUUCGACAAUAAUGAUUAUAUGGACAAUGUGUUGUCGGUGUCCGGUGGCACAGUGGUUUGCAAGGAGGAUACCGCUCGACUUUACUGAACAUACAACUUCGCCUAUCGGCCCAAGUGCAAUUUAUCCAUUCUGUCGAUGAGAAGCAAAAUCGUAUUUAUGAUCGCGAGCAAUUCUGUCGUUAUCAUUUGCGGAUCUAUGGGCUGUGGGAAGACGACGCAGGUGCCGCAGCUGAUUCUUGACGCCGAAUUCGACAAGAGGCAGCACUGCAACAUCAUAGUAACAGCCAAGACGCAUCGCUGCCAUGAGCAUCGCAAAACGGGUCAGCAGUGAGAGAGAUUGGACCAUUAGCACGAUUAUGGGAUAUCAAAUGGCCCUGGUGAAGAACGUGAGCCUCGACACUCGCAUAACGUAUUGCACGACCGGCGUGCUCUUGAACAAGCUCACGAGCAAGAAGCACAUGAUGGAUUACACUCAUGUUAUACUCGAUGAGAUGCACGAACGCGACGAAGACAUGGAUUUCCUUCUGCUCGUAGUGAGAAAGCUACUGUGCACCAAUUCUAUGACAGUCAAAGUUGUAUUGAUGUCCGCGACAAUUGACGUGAACAAAUUCGCCGCGUAUUUCUCGACGCCGGUGGAAGAUCCAGCUUCUGCCCGCGUCGAUCAUCGACAUACCAAAGGAUACCGGAAGUAGACACAGAACCAAAAUUUACGAGCACUAUGGCGGAAUUUUCCGCACGUAUUAUACAUAUUUUUAACGGUGUUGACAAUAAUAAUUAAAACGAAAGGUCCGCCGUGUUGGUAUUUUUACCAGGAUAUUCAUGGAAAUCGAGGAAUUACGUACUCUGUUUCUGUCAGAGAGUAUCGCGGACGCAAAAUGGGAUAUAAUCUUACACUCGUUGAUCUCGACCGAGGAUCAGGAGAAUAUAUUUAAGAAGCCGCCCAAGCAUUACCGGCGUAUCAUGUCGACGAACAUCGCUAAGAGCACCAUUACUG